Molecule: messenger RNA, 1169 nt
Organism: Brachypodium distachyon (stiff brome)
Lineage: Eukaryota; Viridiplantae; Streptophyta; Magnoliopsida; Poales; Poaceae
Product: adenylylsulfatase HINT3
Exons: 7
Coding region: 121-795 (224 amino acids)
Biological process (GO): sulfur compound metabolic process; purine ribonucleotide metabolic process
Molecular function (GO): adenylylsulfatase activity
Source: RefSeq, a predicted model, not a curated record
CCACCCUCUGCGGCCCCCUCUCUCUCCCUCGCCUCUUGUUUUGUCCUCUCCUCCUCGCCGCGCACGAACUCCAGAGCAAGCGCACGCGCCACCACCGCCAUCCCGAGCCGAGCCCCCCCGAUGUCGACGCCGUCGGGCUCGCCGGCGCCGGCGACGGACCGGCGCCUCGCCUUGCUCCUCUCCCACCUCCGCCCGUCCGCCUCCCCGCUCGCAGGCGGCCCCGGCGCCCCCCGCGCCAACGCAGAGCACCACCAGAUGAUGGCAGCGGCCGCGGCGGAUUGCCUCUCCGCGUCCCCAUGCGCAGGCGGAGGGACGGGGCAGUCCUCGGGUGGCGGCUACUGCGUGUUCUGCGAAAUCGUGAAGGGCACCUUACCGGCCACGAAGCUCUACGAGGAUGAUACGUGCUUGUGCAUCCUGGAUGUUAAACCACUCAGUGUUGGGCAUUCCCUGGUCAUUCCAAAAAGCCAUUUUUCAUCACUACAAGAAACACCGCCAUCUGUGCUAGGAGCCAUAUGUUCUAAACUACCGCUUCUUGCCAAGGCAAUCACUGAGGCUACUCAAUGCGAUGCAUUCAAUGUGCUAGUCAACAAUGGAGAGGAAGCAGGACAAGUCAUUUUUCAUACUCAUGUCCACAUCAUUCCCCGGAGCAAAGAUGAUGGGCUGUGGUCUUCAGAGACCUAUGAAAGGAACUUCCUAGAGGAUAACCAGGACACUAAGAAUCUUGUUAGCUGCAUCAAGGAAUUACUCCCUUCACCUGAGGACUACAGUACUGAAGGGUCAACAGUACCAAAGUAAUUCUGGAACAAGACAGUAGAUAACCAAGUCAAAAGGCAAAUUUUCUGUUUCUUCUAGCACAGCUUGAAGAACAUUGCUGGAAGAUGAAUUCAUGUAUAGUUCUACCUCAGGCCUCGAAGUUUUGACACUAACUGGCUCAGCAAUCAUCAUAGAAAAGCCAAAAUCAGACGUAGAUCGUAAGGUCAUAGUUGAUACUUGAUAGAGACCCAAUGCAUUGUGUAAAGAAUUAGUCAAAAUAGGUUUCUCGAAGUCACGGUUUUAAAGCUUAGUGUUGGCUGAUGGAAGUGAGAACCGGCAAAACCUUGGAUGGUGCAUUACCAUCUGAACAAUGUUUUGAUAUUUUGGGCUAAAAAAUGUUUGGAUAUUUCCAGCUU